Molecule: messenger RNA, 2655 nt
Organism: Durusdinium trenchii
Lineage: Eukaryota; Dinophyceae; Suessiales; Symbiodiniaceae
Source: the annotation of a GenBank genome assembly
AUGUCAGAUGGUAACUCCCCAGCGGAGGAGAUUCUUCCAACUCCAGCCCCGGCUGCCCCAGCUCCUCCAGUUGUUCCAGCUGCUCCAGCUUCAGAUUCCAGGCCGCUGAACGAGCUUCAGGAUUACCCUGAUGCCAAGGGUAGCACUAUAAGGAAUGAUGCAGAGAGCAAGGACAUUGCAGCUACAGCCAUCAGGAGCAAGAGCCAUGACACGAGCGCAAGGCCGAACAACGAGACCGAGGAGGUGCUGGCCCCUGCCCCACGUAAAUCUGGCAGACGGAAGACAAUGGAACCUUCACGAGCUAGGAAAUCUCCGCUGGAACGGCAGAGAUUGUCAAAGUCCCCCGAAGGAAAUGAGCAGGAGUCUAGACGUGUGGGCGUUCGCAGCAAGACUGAUGCAGACUUGUCGAGGACGAUCCGUGUGAUAGAGGCAGAAGGAGAGGCAAAGGACACGGCAGCUACAGCCAUCAGGAGCAAGAGCCAUGACACGAGCGCAAGGCCGAACAACGAGACCGAGGAGGUGCUGGCCCCUGCCGCACGUAAAUCUGGCAGACGGAAGACAAUGGAACCUUCACGAGCUAGGAAAUCUCCGCUGGAACGGCAGAGAUUGUCAACGUCCCCUGAAGGAAAUGAGCAGGACAUGGUAGCUACAGCCAUCAGGAGCAAGAGUCAUGAAGCUGAUGGGAGGGUACCCCAGCAGGCGGACGAGGAAUCGUCUUCUCCGUCCAGAUUGCGUGAGUUUCUGAAGCCAACAGUUGAUUUUGUUGCAUUGUCCAAGUUGGUGGCGAAAAAGAACAUCAAACAGAGGAAUCAAACGAAGGCAGACAAGCCUGAAGUACCGGUGCCACCAACUCGAGAUUUGCAACUGAUCAGGAUGACCUUCAGCACAGCACGCAGAGCCAUUCUGAGGAGGGCUUCUGUCGGCCAUGCUGACCAUGGAUCUCCGAGAACAGCCAUUCGCUUGGCCAUCCGAACAGUUGGUCGGGCUGCAAGCAUGGCUAUGAGGGGACGUCGAGCCAAGGCCGUCCGCAUGAUGCGAAUCUUCGUGGCGGCGAAGAAGCGAAACGACUUCCCAGAGGAACAACGACGCUACAAUGCGGAAGUUCAAAUGGACGAGAUCAUGGAGGAGCAUGUGACGAGCAUCUUUUGGCAAUGUGUGCUGCUGAAAAUUGACACCUAUGAGAACAUCAUUCCAGAACUCCUGAAAGCCUUCGCAGAGCCUGGUGCGGGCGUCAUGGAAUCUAUGCCAGAUUUGCGUAGAGUGCUAGAGGCACACCUCAGGCAUCUUGAGGCCGAGGUUGAUGACGCAGUCGAGUCCGGAGACUAUGAUGCGAGCACCAACUCCAGUAAAACGAAGCAGGAAUAUCGGCGCAUUGUGGAGAAAGUGAUGGAAGAGGCCUCACAUAUUAGGUCCUUGGUGAUCUACUCACGAACGAUUUCCCGGAUGGGACGAAUGCAGAAUGUGGCACAUGGGGAUGAUGCCGAAUCACUGCUCAACAAGAUCAUGCAGCUGGACGCUUCCAAAAGACUGCUGCGAAAACUCACAGAGGACUCCGAGGAGCCUGUGCUGCGAAUGCGGCCGCCACGGCCGCGCCGUCGACGGGUCAAGGCCAAGGGCUCCCAAUCUGAAUCGCAGAGAGGGGAUGAGUCAAAUGAGCUGGACGAGUUUGGCAGGGGAACUCUAGAGGUGGAAUCUGGAAGAGCGGAUGCAUCAAGUGACAGAGGUGAGUCUCUAUCAAGUGAAAACAGUAGUAGUGAGUCGUACUCCUCAGAGUCUGAAGCAAUAGAAGAAGAGGAUGAAGACAUAGAAGAUGACACACAGAGGCCCAGAAGCGAUAUUGAUGCGUCCCCACUUGAUAAUGCGACUUCAGAGGCUGGAGAUUCAGAACUUGAAGCCCCAAGUGUGAGCGCUGCGGUUGAAAAGAAUGAGCAGCAGCAGCAGCAGCAGGAGCAGGAACAUGCCAAUGAGAUGGCUGAAGCAGGAGAAAGAGGAGAGAGAGGAGGGCAGAGAGGAGGAGGAGAAGCAAGAGAAGGAGAAGGAGGAGAAGAUGGAGGAGAAGGAGGAGGAGGAGACCAUGAAGAAACUGAGAAAGCAAGGGAUGCCAGGGAUGCGACCCAUGGGCAUGACGGACCCCAAGAAAGCCAAAGCUCAAGGCCUCCAACUUUUGCAAGUGAGGGAAGCCGCACCUUCAGUGGGAAGUUGACUCUUGGACCAGACUGGCGACGAUUGGUCUCUGAGGCCGCUGAGGAAGCGAUAAAUUUAGAGGCCAUGUGGGCAGAGUCUGCGGAGCUUGUGCACAUCGCGACUCUUGAGCUCUCCGAAGAUUGGGAGCAGAUAGCUGAGGAGUACAUAGCAGAUUGCGAAGAAAGAGUUGUGAUCAAGGACAACAGAGGGCAGAUCUUGACUUUGCCUGGUGAUGUGCCAAGUCCAUCAGACUUUCCAUUGGAAGUCUUCCAACAGGACACCAGCAAGGCAGUUUUGACUUUGCCCGGUGAUGUGGGAAGCCCAUCGUAUUCUUCCGCAAUCCGGGAGGACCAGGAGACUCCACAAAGAUCAACAAGCAAGGCUCAAGUGAAGAGGCGUUUGAUCUAUUCCAAUGCCCCCAAGGGCCGCGGUAGGAUGGCUUUCUCCUGGGGGGGCCUGGGAGGAAGAUGA